Messenger RNA from Talaromyces rugulosus, 1383 nucleotides. RefSeq lists its product as uncharacterized. Bases 1 to 1383 code for a protein of 460 amino acids. Gene Ontology annotation, biological process: secondary metabolite biosynthetic process. Lineage: Eukaryota; Fungi; Ascomycota; Eurotiomycetes; Eurotiales; Trichocomaceae. Gene Ontology annotation, molecular function: FAD binding; monooxygenase activity. The record is from RefSeq and is a predicted model, not a curated record. The transcript is spliced from 4 exons.
AUGUCCGACGCUAUUCCCUUUCACCCUUCUGACCCCAGUCGGACUCGUGUCAUAAUCGUCGGGGCAGGCCUGGGUGGUCUCGCGUGUGCCAUGGCUAUGCAUCAUGCUGGCUUCGAAGUUGUCAUAUUCGAAAAAGUACGCGAGUUUCUCCGCCUAGGCGACUCUCUCGGCCUCGGCGAGAACGCGCUCAAAUUGCUACAAAGAUGGGGUCUGUACGAGGAAUUGAUUGCCAUUGGCAAUAAGAGCCCUAAUAUGAACAUUCGGCGGUGGAAUGAUGGAAGAAUUCUCGCGACCCAGCCGCUAAUGGAUAUGGCCGGAUAUAUUGGUCACAGAGGAGAUUACCACGUAGCAUUUAUCAACCGGGUAAAGCAGCUGGGCAUUGAGAUCAACAUGGGCUAUGAAGUUGUUGCGUUUGACGAGGAUGCGCCGAGUAUUACGCUCCAGGAUGGCAGGACAUACUAUGCAGAUUUGAUCGUUGGGGCGGAUGGCAUCAAAUCCAAGGCUCGAGAGCUCGUUUUGGGUUUCAGCGAUGCACCAAGGAGCUCCGGCUAUGCGUGUUACAGGGCUUUCUUCAAGGGAGACAUCCUCAAAGACAUCCAGCCGUGCCAACCCCUACUGCAGAAAGAUUGCGUUAAUAUCUGGAUUGGAGAAGACAAGCAUCUUGUUCAGAAUACACUACAAGAUGGCAAAGAAUUCAACUGGAUCAUCACACACAAGGAUACCGAAGACAUUCAAGAAAGCUGGUUCCAGCCAGGGAACAUGGAUGAUGUUCGUGAGCUUGUCCAGGGCUGGGACGAGACAAUUGCGUCGGCAAUUAAAGCUACACCGAGCUGCCUUGAUUGGAAGAUCUGCUAUAGAGCUCCGCUACCAACGUGGGUCAGCAAAAGUGGAAAGAUUGCACUUUUGGGAGAUAGUUGUCACCCGCAUUUGCCGACAAGUGCACAAGGUGCGUCACAGGCGACAGAGAGCUCCGCUGUGUUAGCGUUUUGUAUGAAAUUGGCGGGCAAAGGAAAUGUGCCUCUGGCGACCCGAGUCUAUGAGAAACUACGGUUUGACCGUGUGCGCCAGGCGCAGCUAUCGGGCGAAGAUCUACGAAACAGAUGGCACAAUGCUCUCAAACACUUGAAUGACGGAGAGGAAUUUGACCCCGAUGACAUCAAGAUCAAGAACCGCUGGCUUUACCCAUACGAUGCCGAAGCUGAUACACUGGCGCGGUGGAGUGAAGUCAGCGCAAGAACGCAAGUCGAGCUUGAUUCGGGCAAAAUCACGCCGCUCUUCGGCGAAGAAGGUCCCCCUCGGGUUCUCACUGUUCGCGAUGCAUAUGGCAAAAUUAAAGACGCGGCCUCAGGUGAGAACUCGGUGCUUCCCGGAUUGACGGUGUGA